This is a messenger RNA of Xiphophorus maculatus (southern platyfish), 2965 nucleotides long. RefSeq names its product sodium/hydrogen exchanger 9B2-like. Gene Ontology annotation, molecular function: antiporter activity. Lineage: Eukaryota; Metazoa; Chordata; Actinopteri; Cyprinodontiformes; Poeciliidae. The coding region runs from base 310 to 2040 and encodes 576 amino acids. Gene Ontology annotation, biological process: proton transmembrane transport. The transcript has 13 exons. Gene Ontology annotation, cellular component: membrane. The record is from RefSeq and is a predicted model, not a curated record.
UCCCACUCCUCCACCUCCAACUUGCGUUCGCACUAUAUAUAAACAGUAUUUGCCUGUCUAUCACUAAUCCGCCUCAUUCCCAGUUCCCAGCUGGUGUUUGUUCCUCAGCACUACCACAGUCGCCGUCUGUGACACUCUGCAAACCAUGGCUGUGUUUACGGCAUGAGAACAUGAGAGGUAUGAACAGGAGCACCAGGUGAGAGGCUGGACACUAAGAAGUGAAGGAAAUUCAAAUGGCUGAACUCAAUCGUGAGUUCAACCUGCUGUGAUAAAGAAGCAAACGGAUCAGAAAAACAGUGGAGUACAACAAUGGAGGAAAACUCUGAGAAACCUGCAAAAACUGAACCGAGUCCUACACACAGUCCAGCACCCAGCCCAGCACCCAGCCCACUGCUGGAGAGAAUCACUCUUCCUACUGCAAAUCAUGUUGAGCAUCUCAACGUGAACCAGUUCCAGGUGGUGGUGCGGCGUUGCUCGACUCCAAAUGUAACAGAGGAGACGACCUAUUUUAUCCCUCGCCACCCUGUGGUGGAUGCUGGCACCAACACAGACCCACCAGUGGUCUGUUGCCCGCUGCUUCGCAAGUUUUGCCCAUGUCCGCCACGAGGCCUUCUAGCCUCUCUCAUUACCAAAGUUCUUUUGGCAGCUGUACUCUUUGGGGUGAUUGUGUCCAUCACAGAGGAAGAAUGUCUUCCUGGAGGGAAUCUGUUUGGCAUCACCGUAGUCUUUCUCUGUGCGAUCGUCGGUGGCAAAGCAGUUGCCCUCAUCCAGCUGCCUACACUUCCACCAUUUCCACCACUCCUUGGUAUGCUGCUGAUGGGCUUCCUGCUGAGAAACAUCCCAGUUGUAACAGAUUCGGUGUACAUUAACUUCAGAUGGUCUGCUUCUCUGAGAAACAUUGCUCUGGCUGUCAUCCUGGCCAGAGCUGGCCUGGGGUUGGAUCCCAAGGCUCUGAGGAAGCUCAAAACUGUGUGUAUACGUGUAGCAGCUGGGCCCUGCCUGAUCGAAGCCAGCACUGCUGCUCUCAUCUCUCACUUCGUCAUGGGCUUGCCCUGGAAGUGGGGCUUUGUUCUUGGCUUUGUUCUGAGCGCUGUGUCCCCGGCCGUGGUGGUGCCCUCGAUGCUUCGGCUGCAGAAGGACGGAUACGGCGUGGAAAAGGGCAUCCCCACCCUGCUGAUGGCGGCUGGAAGUUUUGAUGACAUUCUCUCCAUCACAGGGUUCACCACAUGCUUGGGCAUGGCCUUCGCAGAAGGAUCCACUCUGUAUAAUCUCCUGCGAGGCGUCCUGGAGGUUGGAGGAGGGAUGGUUGUUGGGAUCCUCCUUGGCUUCCUUAUUCAGUACUUUCCAAGUGUCGACCAGAAACACCUGGUGAUGAAGCGCUCCUUCUUGGUGCUGGGUCUGUCUGUCUUUGCUGUGUUCGGCAGCAACAUGGCAGGGUUUCCAGGCUCGGGGGGCCUCUGCACCCUGGUGUUAUCUUUCCUGGCUGGACUUGGCUGGGGGGAAGAAAAGGCCCGUGUGGGGGAAGUGAUUAGUUGGGCUUGGGACGUGUUUCAGCCUCUGCUGUUUGGACUGAUAGGAGCUGAGAUUCGAGUCAUUGAGCUGGAGGGACUUACAGUUGGUCUGGGUAUAUCCACCAUACUCAUUGCUGUUAUGGUUAGAGUGCUGUUCACUUUUGUGUGUGUGUUACACGCGGGCUUCAACUUAAAAGAAAAAGUGUUCAUAGCUCUUGCAUGGACGCCCAAAGCAACAGUGCAGGCAGCAAUAGGCUCCACGGCUUUAGACAUGGCCAGAGCAAAGGCUAACAAGGAGCAGAUGAAGUACGGCAUGGACGUGCUGACUGUGGCCGUGCUCGCCAUCCUACUUACGGCCCCGGUAGUGUCUUUGAUUAUUGGGAUCUUGGGGCCUCGCCUGCUGCAGGGACCGAAGACCCCCACCUGUGGUGAGCGAGUCAAACCCAGUUUAUCAGCAUUUUUCUUAGGCACCGAGGCAGGAAGUGAAGAUGACACCGAAACUCCUGUCACCUUCGAGAGUACACUCUGACAUCUUGAUCUAAUAGAGACCUUGAUUGUCAGUUGUUUCAGCUGCUCUUUAGCCACUGAGUGGCUCUCUUGUUGCUCAAAUCAGCCUGUAUUUAUAGCAGCAGGUGGUUUCCAGGCACUGAACACCAAACACAUUUCCCUUGCCCUGCUGUGUGCAUUCAUGCUCUAUGAACUUUACACCAGAGCUGCUUUAGUGUCGAGCUUAAACUGAACAUUUAUUUAGAUAUUCUGUAAUUAGCAUGAGGCAAUUAAACAGCAAUUUACAUUUUUUGUAAAUUGGUAAUGUUUUUGUCAUAUUCCAAGUAUCCAGUGGUUCUAGUCCCUAUUUUCAGCAAACAGUACUUAAACUCAAAUGGUAGUGCUUAACAUAAGGAUGUGUUUUACAAACUGGUGAGAUGGUGUGUGAUUGAAUGAUUGAAUGGAUUUUUAGAGGAAGCCAUCCAGAAUCUAUUUUUAAAUCUUUUUAUUUUAAUGCUGCAUGUUUAUGAUGUUUUUUUUUUAUGUUUGUCAUUAGUGUGUGUGUGGAUAAUUUUUGAUUUAGCUUACAACUCAGGAGAUCUAGAUGUCCCACUUUAUUUAGAUCUAUACAGAAUGCUGCUUACAUUCUGACAGACUCAACCUCAUGCACUGUGGUAUAAAAUCCCACAUCAACUUUUGAAGUUUAUCUUGAACUUUAAUGUGAUUGUAUUUUUUUAGAGAUUAUGAACAAAUUUUAUAUGACGGUUAAGUGUUAGUUUGUUUUUUUUACUACAGAAAUAUGCAGUGUGCUGUUUUUAAUUUGUUUACAUUUUUAUUAUGUAAAUGAAAAGAUUACAAAGACACUAUUUAUGAUGAAUUUGUAGUAUUAGAUUUUUACCAAAUAAAUAAUCACAUUUUCACAAAAUUGUCUUUUUUAUUUAUACAUAUAACCAAAAAAUAUAGCUAAA